UUUCAACAUUGCCCCCUCUGUUUUUUUUAUCUUUUUGGUGAAUUCACUAGUGUUUAUAAGACUGGAUAACCACCAUUUUUAACAUGGAGAAGCUCAAAAAAUCCUUCAAAUCUCCCCAAUCCAGCCCCCAAAAAGAAGAAGAACUCCAAAAUCUGCUUCUUCAUCGAAAGCCCAUCACUAUGGAUGACAGUAACAGUAGUGCUAACUCUACCACCUUCGCUGUCACCGCCGCUGGCACCGCUAUGACUUCAUCGUCCUCCAUCUCCUCCUCUCCUUCCCCUCCUAAAGACGUUAUCCUUAAAAUCAACGGCCAAGAUUCCUCCGUGGAACCAACUAAAACCAGCGAAAAUACUAGUACUGCUACUAAUGCGGGUAGAAUGUGGAGGGACUCGAGUUACGAUUUCUCAAACGAUGCCGUUAUGAGAGCUGCCGCGAACAACAAGGAUUUCGAUUUCGUAACUGAGUCUCCGUUAUCUCGUAUAGCUGAGAGUCCGAGUAUCAACCACGGCCAGUUGACGCCGAAGGAAGUCCGCGUUUCGUUCAACGACAACACGUCUGAGACGGCAGCGGGUCGGGGCUCAAACCGCAAGUCCAACGCCGAACCGGAGGAGGUACUAGUAUGCAGCUCCAACUCAUCUUUCCGGAGAAAAUCAAAUUUGCUCAGAAUGAAAACCAAGUCCCGAUUACUCGACCCGCCGGAGAACAAUCAAAAAUCUCAGAAUCAGAGAAUCACAAAAUCUCAGGUUUUAGGGAAAGGAAGUGAAAUCGAUGAAGACGACCCGUUUCUAGAUGCAGAUUUGCCGGAGGAUUACAGAAAAAUGAAGUUCAGUGCACUUUCGAUUCUUCAAUUGGUGAGCUUGAUUCUGAUUAUUGCGGCCUUAGUUUGUAGUUUAACUAUUAAUCCGUUGAAGAAGAAGGCUAUUUUCAAAUUGGAAUUAUGGAAAUGGGAAUUGAUGGUUUUGGUUUUGAUUUCUGGGAGAUUGGUUUCUGGAUGGGGGAUUAGGAUUGUUGUGUUCUUCUUUGAGAGGAACUUUUUGUUGCGAAAACGGGUAUUGUAUUUCGUUUACGGCUUGAGAAAUCCAGUGCAGAAUUGUAUAUGGUUGGCUCUUGUUUUGAUUGCUUGGCAAAGCAUUUUCGAUAAGAGGGUUGAGAGAAUUACGAAUGGGAAUGUUUUGCCUUAUGUGACUAAGAUUUGGGUGUGUCUCUUGGUUGGGACAUUGAUUUGGCUGUUCAAGACCUUGCUAGUUAAGGUUUUAGCGUCCUCGUUUCAUGUCAGCACAUUUUUUGAUCGGAUUCAAGAAUCUUUGUUUAACCAGUAUGUCAUUGAAACACUGUCUGGUCCACCAUUGAUUGAGAUUCAGCAAGAGCAAGAAGAGGAGGAGAAGGUGAUAGCCGAGGUUCAGAAGCUUCAGAAUGCUGGGGUGAAUAUCCCAGCUGACCUCAAGGCAAAUGUGUUUCCGAAGAGUGGGAGAGUGUCUGGGACGCCCCGGAAGAGUCCCAUGGCUAUGGGUGCAAAGAGUCCCGUGUUUUCUCGGAUCAUGUCGAAGAAGGAAGAGGAAGCUGUUAUUACGAUUGAUCAUUUGCAUAGGCUGAAUCAGAAGAAUAUUUCAGCUUGGAAUAUGAAGAGGUUGAUUAAUAUUGUUCGGCAAGGCGCGCUUUCUACACUGGAUGAGAAAUUACAGGGCUCAACUGAUGCGGAUGAGUCGGCGGUGGAGAUCACUAGUGAAAAAGAGGCAAAAGCUGCAGCCAGGAAGAUCUUCAACAAUGUUGCCCAGCCUGGAUCGAAGUUCAUUUACCAGAAGGAUUUGAUGCGCUUUAUGAGAGAGGACGAGGCUUUGAAGGCAAUGCGUCUCUUUGAAGGAGCAAACGAAAACAAGGGGAUAAGCAAACGAGCUCUUAAAAAUUGGGUGGUCAAUGCAUUUAGAGAAAGGCGAGCCCUAGCUUUGUCUUUGAACGACACGAAAACUGCUGUCAACAAACUGCACCAAAUACUGAAUGUCCUUGUGGGAAUAGUCAUAGUCAUCAUCUGGCUCCUUGUACUUAGAGUUGCAACCACACAUUUCUUUAUCUUCUUAAGCUCUCAGAUUCUUUUGGUCGUGUUCAUGUUCGGGAACACAUGUAAGACAACGUUUGAGGCUAUUAUCUUCUUAUUUGUGAUGCACCCGUUUGAUGUGGGUGAUCGUGUUGAAAUUGAUGGAGUUCAGAUGGUAGUCGAAGAGAUGAACAUAUUGACUACGGUUUUUCUGAGGUUCGAUAACCAAAAGAUUUUUUAUCCAAACAGUGUCUUAUCCACUAAGUUCAUCGGUAAUUACUAUCGCAGUCCAGAUAUGGGCGAUGCAAUUGAUUUUGUCAUCCACGUUUCAACUCCAGGGGAAAAGAUUGCACUGAUGAAGGAGAGAAUAACAAGAUAUAUUGAAACUAGGAGUGAUCACUGGUAUCCGGCACCACUGAUAGUCAUAAGAGACGUGGAGGACAUGAACAGGCUGAAAUGGUCGGUGUGGCCUAAUCACACCAUAAAUCAUCAGGAUAUGGGUGAGAGGUGGUUAAGAAGAGCCCUUCUGGUCGAGGAGAUGGUCAAAAUUUUCCGUGAGCUUGAUAUUGAAUACCGUUUGCUGCCUCAUGACGUGAAUAUACGUAACAUGCCACCUUUAACUUCGACCAGGCUUCCGUCUACUUGGACUACAUGUGCUCCUUGAUCUUGUAUGAAAGAUCUUGGUGUACUCUCCCGGUUGAUCUUUGGCCCUUGCUCUGGUCCUAUGGAGCGGGGGAUGAACAAAUUGGAACAUGUAAAACUCCAUGGAUCUAUCUUGAUUUGAACAAGAUGUUGAUCUUAUAUUUCAUUUUAGAUGCAUUGGAGAGUUCUAAACCGAUAAUAAGAUAGCAGAGUUUAAUGUAAAUACUAAAUAGUUGCUUAUAUUGCAUGAACUAAAUGUCAUCUUUCAUUAAAAAACUUUCGAAAGCUUCUUAAGUUGUCAUGGUGUAGUUGGCUUGUCGAAACAGAGUAUGAAGCGACGAGGGAUUUGCAUGUGCAAAUGUGUGCAUCUUGGAUGUCUAUGUUGAACGUGAAAAGACGAUGGUUUGGCAUGUGCAUGGAUUAUUUA
Olea europaea var. sylvestris is the source of this 3101-nucleotide messenger RNA. RefSeq names its product mechanosensitive ion channel protein 6-like. Bases 84 to 2696 code for a protein of 870 amino acids. Gene Ontology annotation, molecular function: mechanosensitive monoatomic ion channel activity. Gene Ontology annotation, biological process: monoatomic anion transport; transmembrane transport. The record is from RefSeq and is a predicted model, not a curated record. Gene Ontology annotation, cellular component: plasma membrane. The transcript is spliced from 5 exons. Lineage: Eukaryota; Viridiplantae; Streptophyta; Magnoliopsida; Lamiales; Oleaceae.